Linum trigynum is the source of this 3841-nucleotide messenger RNA. The record is from the annotation of a GenBank genome assembly. Lineage: Eukaryota; Viridiplantae; Streptophyta; Magnoliopsida; Malpighiales; Linaceae.
CGCGGUUCGGCCCAAUGUUGUAGGUUCGGGUUUUGUUGUUUUCAAUGUUGUACAUGAACUUAUUUCAAAUGCAGUAUUUAAUUUAUAGUAAUUUGCCAAAAUUCUCCGAAGUUUUGUAGCUCCAAAAAUGGCGAACGAGGCCGGUGCCGCCGAGGCGCCGAAGCCUAGCUCGCUCCGCCCUUGCUCUAGAGAACUUUGUCCUUUUAUGAACAGAGUAGCUAUAUGGGAAUGGCUGUUUUUUUCUUUUUAAAGAACAGAAAACUUGCUAGCCGAUUAGUACAGACGUACAGUUGAUUGAUUUUUGGUCCUUGCUGGUAUUCAACAUCACUGGCUCAAAGCGGAAUGGGGAAGCAGGCGGAAGAUGGGGCAGAGAAGAAUCAUCGACAAGGCAGCCCAGCGAUAGUGGAGGUUAAUCCUAAGCCUCGAAACGGAUUGGCUUCCACAGUCAUCGACUUGGCGGAGAAAUUGGCGGUGAAGCUCGCCGCCGAUUCGCCUCAGCCUCUUCACUACCUCGCCGGCCUUUUCGCUCCCGUCCUCGACGAGACGCCUCCUGCUGCUGAUCUUCCCGUUAAAGGAAACCUCCCUGAUUGCCUUAAUGGCGAAUUUGUAAGGGUUGGUCCUAAUCCCAAGUUCCCCCCUGUUGCUGGCUACCAUUGGUUUGACGGGGAUGGAAUGAUUCAUGGGUUGCGCAUCAAAGAUGGAAAGGCAACAUAUGUUUGCCGCUACGUGAAGACAUCGCUUCAUAAACAGGAAGAGUUUUAUGGAGGUGCCAAAUUUCUCAAGUUAGGUGACCUUAAAGGUUAUUUUGGCCUGUUCGCCUAUGGCUUGCGCACGCUGAGAGCGAAGUUGAAAGUCUUGGACAUGUCAUAUGGACAUGGGACUGCUAAUACAGCUCUGGUUUAUCACCAUGGCAGGCUCCUGGCCCUUCAAGAGGCUGAUAAACCCUAUGUGGUUCAAGUCAUGGAAGAUGGAGAUCUGCAAACCCUUGGUUUGCUAGAUUAUGACAAGAGACUCGGACACGCUUUCACUGCUCAUCCCAAAGUAGAUCCAUUCACAGGAGAAAUGUUCGCUUUCGGCUAUGCAACUGAGCCACCAUAUAUCACCUACAGAGUCAUUUCAAAAGAUGGUUUCAUGCACGAUCCUGUACCAAUAACCAUACCAGAGCCCAUCAUGAUGCAUGACUUCGCUAUCACUGAGAAUUAUGCAAUUUUUAUGGAUCUUCCUUUGUGUUUCCGACCAAAGAGAAUGCUCACAGAAAGGGGCCUCAUUUUACAUUUCGAUGCUAUGAAAAGUUCUCGCUUUGGGAUUCUCCCAAGAUAUGCCAAGGAUGAACUUCUGAUUAGAUGGUUUGAGCUGCCAAACUGCUUUAUAUUCCAUAAUGCUAAUGCUUGGGAGGAAGGAGACGAUAUUGUGCUCAUCACUUGCCGUAUUGGAAACAUGGAUUUGGACAUGAUGAAUAGCAGUACGAAAGAAAAAGUUGACAAUUUCACAACCGAGCUGCAUGAGAUGAGAUUCAACAUGAAAAACGGACUUGCUUCACAGAGGAAACUGGCUGCAUCAGCUGUCGAUUUCCCCAGGAUAAAUGAGAGCUACACUGGCAGGAAACAGAGAUAUGUGUAUGGAGCCAUCAACAGCUUUGCCAAGAUCACAGGGAUCAUCAAGUUUGAUCUUUACGCGAAACCGGAGCAGGGAAAGACUAAUCUUGAAGUUGGAGGAAAUGUUCAAGGCAUAUUCGAGCUUGGACCUGGACGAUAUGGUUCAGAAGCAGUAUUUGUUCCUAGGGUGCCUGGGAUCACUUCUGAGGAAGAUGAUGGCUACCUGAUAUGCUUUAUGCACGAUGAAUUGACCGGAAAGUCGUCAACGAUUGUUGUAAAUGCCAAGACGAUGUCUGCUGAUCCUGUUGCAGUUAUUGAAUUGCCCAACAGGGUUCCGAAUGGAUUCCAUGCGUUGUUUGUGUCCGAAGACCAACUUCAGCAACAGGCUCACCUGUGACAACCGCUUGCUGCCUUUUAAGCCCGAAUUUUUAUAUUGGAAUAAUAUUUUUUUUUUUUUAAUAAAGCUUUCAUUCAUUUAUCCCGAAAGAGGAGAGGAAUUACAACAGAGGGGUUACAAUGGAUAGAACAGAUAUCCAGUCCUGUGGAAGGGAAAGACAACGUGCAUUGCGCGCAACCCAAUCGGCACAUUUGUUGAAUCGACGAUGGGUGAAAGAAAGAUGAAUCCAGUGACAUUGCCGAAGUAUGGUCCUAAUGUGAGAAAGAAGACCAAAACAUCGCCAAGGCCACAUGGACUCAUCACCACCCAAAGCAUCCACAUUUGUUGGAAUAAUAUGUAUCAUCAACAACUAGUCUUAGCAAUUUAGCAUCACAGAACCAUUGGGAUAGGUAGAAUUACAAUGAAGUAGAAUAUGAAAUUUAUAAACUCAAGUCUUGGCAUGAGUAGAAUAGAUUGAAUAUUGUUAGAUUUUAAUUGUUUACUACGUAAGAAACACAUGUAAUUUGCUUCCCAUAAGCAUGCAUAGUGAAGUGUAAGCAUGGAAUUAAAGGGUUUCCCACAGAUGGAUUUUUUAGCUUCCGUGAAAUGUUUGUCACAGUGCUAAUCGUCAUUGGUUGGCAUCACGGUAAGAGUUAUAGCUCUAAAAGUAAUUGAUAUAAAUGAGGUAUCGCACUCUAUAAAGUUAUCACGAAUUCUAAGCUGGAUAAACUGGCUUUUUGAGGUGACCAAACCACACAUAAAUCUGAGAUGAAGUCUUGAAGGAUGUAAUCAUGACCUUGAAAAAUAGAAAAAACAUGUCAAACCCUUAGUUAGUGAACACUAUACACAUACUGAAUAUGGAACCUUUGAGAAUCAGAAGUCAGCGACGAAGAAAUAUAUGAAUAACAAAAGAGUAAAUAUGUGUCCAUGAAGAUGGCAAAAAGCUUCAGUGAUAAAGCCUACUUUUUUUUCCCCGAUUAAAAUGAGAAAUGUUUGCCGACAUAAUAAAAUUUUUUAUUGGAGUUUAAGCAGCAGGUUUUUAAACUCCAUGGACAAAAGAGUAGAAAUCAGAGAGGAAGUGUGAAGCACCUUUGAGAUAGGAAGUAUCAAGAUCUUGGAUUAGUGUGCAAAAGGUACCUGAUUCUUCUGUCAAUUUAGAGAUUGAGGCAAAGAUUAUUGUUGCCUCAAUAGCUCAUGCAUGUUAAUAAAAGAAACAAAGAAGCUGGUUAGGAAGACCAACUGUUUAGUAAGACAAACUACUCCAAACAAACUAAUCAAGUAAUGCCAAUAUAACCAAGAGGCAUGAGGUAAAACAUAAACAUCACACCUUAGAGUCUAAAUCAUACAAAGUAUAGCAAACACACAAUAAUUAGUUCAAUAUUCAGAGAAAGUAUAACACAUGGAGCACCUAGGUAAUUGGAUUGGUACUGUCUUUAUCCAGAAGGGAUAGGAAACAAGAAAAAGACAUAAAUAUAAAAGUCUUUGAGGACAUCAGUCCACAACUUAUCAAGUUCUCAUUCAAUAGGUUGCUUUCUUUUCAUAGAUAUGGUUUGGUUUUCUCCACAUCAGCGCUUUUAACUUCAUUACAUAGUGUGUCUGAGACUUGAGAAGAACUCAUUCUCAAUUUCACUAUGAAUAGAUUGGGUGGAGAAAGCCUUCUACAACGUGGAGGGUAAGUCCUGAAACAGAAAGUUUAAGCAUAUAGUACUUAGUAGCUGGAAAUUGGUCACAGGGGAUGUGAAGUACAUAACAUAAUAAGUAUGUAAAAAAGUAGAGUAUGAGUGCUAGACAAAGCAAAGAUAACCAAGGUAGUGGUUUGAUAAUUAACAUGCUACAGCAAACUCGAGACUAAUAAAAUAAAAAACGGAAC